CACACCUGAGGCACAUGGAAGUUCCCAGGUUAGAGGUCAAAUCAGAGCUACAACUGCCAGCCUACGCCAGAGCCACAGCAAUGCGGGAUCUGAGCUGUCUCUGCAACCUACACCACAGCUCAUGGCAAUGCCAGAUUCUUAACCCACUGAACAAGGCCAGGGAUUGAACCUGCAACCUCAUGGUUCCUAGUCAGAUUCAUUCCAUUGCACCACAACGGGAACUCCUAGCAUCCUAUUUUUAAUGUGUGAACUAACAUUUUCCAGAGAUGUGUGUAGAGUGAAACAUAGUAUUGUGUUUGUAAAAGUCAAUUUUGUAAAAAACCACAAAAAUGAGUACUUGUUCUUGAGGAAGGAAAAUUUUUAUUUCUUGACAUCAUCAAAGAAAAAUGUGAGGGAUCUGGUAUGAAAAGAACAAAAAUGUACAGAUCCUACCACCUCAUUCCUCAAAACUGUAUAAACACUUUCAAAAUUUUCCUUCGUCUAUUAAUCUGUCCCUAGAGCAGCCAGCCCACACAGACCUGGGGGCAUUCAAAUGUCAGAAUAUUCCAUAAAUAUCUGGGAACACAUAUUUUUGGCAAAAAGAAAUCAUUUAACAUGCAGGGAAAGACUGCUUGUGAAAUAGUUCAGAGUGAUACAUUCAGUCAGGAUCCCCUUGCAAUGACAAAAUUAGAGCAUCAUUCUUAUAACAUUCUUGGGAACAUUCAAAAGACCUAUGACAUCAUGAACUCUUAAAACAAGAGGAUUUUUUUUUAAUUGAAGUACAGUUGAUUUACAAUGCUGUGUUAAAUUCUUCUGUACAGCGAAGUGAUUCAGAUAUAUAUGUAUAUGUAUGUAUACAUUCUUUUUAAAAUAUUCUUUUCCAUUAUGGUUUACCAUAAGAUAUUGAAUAUAGUUUCCUGUGCUAUACAGUAGAACCUUAUUCUUUAUCCCUUCUAUACAUAAGAGCUUACAUCUGCUAACCCUACACUCCCACUCCAUCCUUCCCCCUAGAAUUGUUUUUUUGGGUGCCAAAUGGAUGGCAAGUAUCCUAUAGUGAGAGAUGUAAAAACAGAGAAGUUCCAGGAGUUCCCCUAUGGCUCAGUGGGUUAAGGAUCAGUGUUGCCACUGCAAUGGCCCUGGUUACAGCUGUGGCGCAUGUUUGAUCCCUGGCCUGGGAACUUCUGCACGCUGAGAGUGGGGCCAACAAAACACAACAAAAUGAAACACAGAAGUCCUAAAACUGCCUCUUACCACUCUACCUUCAAAAAAAUUUAUAUCUAUAUCUAUAUCUAUGUAUCUUUCUUUUUAUGGCCAUACCUGCAACAUAUGGAGGGAGGUUCCCAAGCUAGGGGUCAAAUCUGAGCUGCAGCUGCCAGGCUACGUACACCAUAGCCACAGCCACACCAGAUGUGACCUACAUGGCUGCUUGGUUACAUCCGAGGCCAGAGAUAGAACCUGCAUCCUCAUGGACACGGUGUAGGGUUCUUAACCCACUGAGCCACAACAGCAACUCCAUAUUUUCAUAAUAAAAUGAUAAAAGUGACAUAGGUUACUUCAUUUACAUUUCCCUCUUAGAUAUUAAAGUACAGCAACAUGGCUUAAAGUAAAAGGGGAAUUAGAGCCAGAGAGACUAGAGUUCAAAUUCUCUUUCAGACACUAGUUUUGUUACCUUAAGUGUGUCAUAAUUUCUCUAAAUCUCAAAGUCUUUGUUACUAAAAUGGGUAUAAUAACCCCCAUGGCUCAAGCUUGGUCCUGGUUACUAAAAGGGAUAAUAUACUGAAGUGCUUAGUAAGAUGCUGUGCAAAUAGUAGGUACUCAAUAAGUGUGACCUUUCUCCCAGUUUUCCAAGAACACAUAGCAAAACAUUUCCUUCUCUUUUAGUUUGGGAUGAGCCAAAACAGUGACUAAGGAGUAAAUUUUUAAAAAGCAAGUGAAUCUACACCUAAUAUAAUCUAAACAAACUUUCCAUUAAGUAUGCAGUUAUGUAACUGAAAUUUAAUAAACAUUAUUGGAUGCAGUGGCAUUAUUCAGAAACCUGAAUAGGUCCUCUUCUGCAAGUCUGCCUUUUAUUUUAUCUUUGACUGAUUUAGCAAAAUAUAUCAUUAAUCCCUUUAUUCAGAUUAUAACAUAGUAUGAUCCCUUGAGAAGAUUAAGGCUCUCUUGAUGUCAGAUAAAAACCGUAGUUUCUUUUCUUUUUUUCUUUUUAGGGCCACAUCUGACACAUAUGGAGGUUCCCAGGCUAGAGGUGGAAUCAGAGCUGUAGCUGCUGGCCUAAGCCACAGCAACGCAGAAAGGCCAGAUCUGAACCGUUGACCGAGACCUACACCACAGCUCAUGGCAACUCAGGAUCCUUAACCCAAUGAGCGAGGCCAGGGAUCGAACCUAUGUCCUCAUGGAUGCUAGUCAGAUUCGUUUCCGCUGAGCUAAGACGGGAACUGCCCCAAACCGUAGUUUCAAUGUUUGCUCGUGUGUCUAAGAAAAAUAGUGACAUGGAAAGAGAAACAGUGAGAAAUUAAAGGCUGCUUUUCAAGGCUGAUGGUAUGGUAAUUCUCUUGUGAUGAAGACACCUGUUGAUGCCUCACUACCUAGAGACCUUAAGUACCAUAAUUCAUGCCUUGAACCUUGAAGUUCCAUACUCUAGUUCUCAAGGACUCUAAAGGGUGACCAAGCCUUCUGAAAUCGCCAAAGGGGGCAACAGAGAAACAGCCCUUAGAAGGCAUUAGAGCCAGGUUCUUAGCAUUGAACUGUGGGCUUAUUCAGGGGGUUCUAGAACCCACAGUCCCUGGAUGUCAAGUUGUGGUAUUUUAUGCCAUUUCCCCAGGCGGCUUCUCAACUACCACUUCCCUCUAGAUGUCUUCUCUAGACGUCCUACCCUGCCAAAGAGGUCUCGCCCACGUAAUCGCUCGUCACUUUGGUGAUUUCUUGCGGAGCCUUACCAUAAUCUGUCAUUAUCUUGUGUGUUUCAAUGUCUACCCCACUAGAAGAUGACCUCCCCAAAGAGCAGGACGCUGGACUUUCUACAGUGCCUUGAACCUGGUGGAUCUCAAGAGAUACUUCCGGAAUGAAGGACAGAUCUGUGUCCAUCAGGGCUGAAAACAGUGCAGUUCGUUUUCACAGUUAAAAGACUAUUAAGAAGACAAGAUGGGGACUCCUGGUUCUGGAAGGAAAAGGACGCCUGUGAAAGACCGAUUUUCUGCAGAAGAUGAAGCUUUGAGUAGCAUUGCCAGAGAGGCAGAGGCACGGCUGGCAGCAAAACGGGCUGCCCGGGCAGAAGCAAGAGAUAUUCGCAUGAGAGAACUGGAACGGCAACAGAAAGAGCACUCUCAUCAUUCCUUUGAUGGAAAAUGGGGACAGAUUCAGAAGUGGCUGGAAGAUUCAGAAAGGGCCAGGUAUUCCCACCGGUCCGGUCAUCAACGUCCUUAUCUGGGAGUUGAGGAUGCGUUGUCCAUUCGAAGUCUUGGCAGUCACAGGAGCCCAUUGAAGGACAUAACAGGGACACACUGGAGCAGAGCCAGUACACCCAAAAGGAAGGAGAUCAUGUAUGAUGCUCUCAAGGAUAGACCAUCAAGACUUUCAUCAUUAAGUCAUUCUUACAGUCAUUCUUAUGGAAUGAAGAAGAGAUCUUCUGGUUCUCAUAAAGACCCACUGAGUGGCCUCUACUUUGACCAGAGAAACUAUAGCAGUCUUAGACAUAGCAAACCCACCUCUGCCUACUAUACUCGGCAGUCUUCUUCCCUGUACAGCGACCCUCUGGCGACAUCUAAGAGUUACAGGGCCUCCCUUACUUCAAAUUCUGGUCUGCUGAGAAGUGCCAGUCUGAUGUCAUUGUAUGAUGGUGGAUUAUAUAACCCUUAUGGUUCUCGAACUCCGUCUGAGUACAGUUUUUAUUCAUCAAGGACAAGUUCAUCCCGAAGCAGUCCUGUGUUUAUCGACGAUGACACUGCAAGCAUUGCCUCUUCUGGUCGUGCCAGCCAUGGGCAAAAGGAGAGUGUGGUCUCUGCUGCUGAUUAUUUCAGUCGAUCCAAUCGUAGGGGGAGCAUUGUCUCCGACGUGGAUGAUGUCAGCAUCCCAGAUGUGACCAGUUUGGAUGAAAAAUCUGACAAACAAUAUGCUGAAAACUACACAAGGCCUUCAUCUCGAAAUUCUGCCUCAGCAACAACCCCUCUAAGUGGAAAUUCAUCCAGACGAGGAAGCGGGGACACCAGCAGCUUGAUAGAUCCAGACACCUCCUUAAGUGAAUUGCGGGAUAUCUAUGACCUUAAGGACCAGAUACAGGAUGUAGAAGGGAGAUACAUGCAGGGGCUUAAAGAACUAAAGGAGUCUUUGUCUGAAGUGGAAGAAAAAUACAAGAAAGCCAUGGUUUCCAAUGCACAGUUAGACAAUGAGAAGAACAAUUUGAUAUACCAAGUAGAUACCCUCAAGGAUGUUAUUGAAGAGCAGGAGGAACAAAUGGCGGAAUUUUUUAGAGAAAAUGAAGAAAAAUCAAAGGAGUUAGAAAGGCAGAAACAUAUGUGUAGCGUGCUACAGCAUAAGAUGGAUGAACUUAAAGAAGGCCUCCGACAAAGAGAUGAGCUUAUUGAGGAGAAUCAACGUAUGCAGCAGCAAAUAGACACCAUGACAAAAGAGGUGUUUGACCUCCAGGAGACACUGCUUUGGAAAGAUAAAAACAUUAGGGCCCUAGAGAAACAGAAAGAAUACAUUGGCUGCCUCAGGAAUGAGCGGGAUACGCUCAGAGAGGAGCUGGCCGGCCUGAAGGAGGCAGCGAAGACGGGAGAGAAACAUGGCUUAGUCAUCAUCCCCGAUGGCACACCCAAUGGCGAUGUCCACCACGAGCCAGUGGUCGGAGCUAUCACUGUCGUGUCUCAGGAAGCCGCUCAGGUCCUAGAGUCAGCAGGAGAAGGGCCACUAGAUGUAAGGCUACGAAAACUUGCUGGAGAAAAGGAAGAGCUACUAUCACAGGUUAGAAAACUGAAGCUGCAGUUGGAAGAAGAGCAGCAGAAGUGCUCCAGGAACGAUGGCGUGGCGGGUGACCCUGCAGGACUGCAGAACGGCUCAGACCUGCAGUUCAUCGAGAUGCAGAGAGAUGCCAACAGACAAAUUAGUGAAUACAAGUUUAAGCUUUCAAAAGCAGAACAGGAUAUAACCACCUUGGAGCAAAGUAUUAACCGCUUGGAGGGACAGGUGCUAAGAUAUAAAACCGCUGCUGAGAAUGCCGAGAAAGUUGAGGAUGAGCUGAAAGCAGAGAAGAGGAAGCUACAACGAGAGUUACGAACGGCACUGGACAAGAUUGAGGAGAUGGAGAUGACCAACAGCCACCUGGCCAAACGGCUGGAGAAGAUGAAGGCCAACAGGACGGCACUACUGGCCCAGCAAUAGGGAGGCCGCCCGCCCGCCUGCCCGCUGGGAUGACCUUUCGUCCAUUGACUCCACCCCUUUCAGUACUGUUCCAGCUUUGUCAUUCAAAUAGCCGCCUUUGUACUUUAUAAUUUAUGAGAGAAUGAACAGGUUUGAAUCUUCAUGAAUGAACACUUGGGAUAUUUUGUUUGUAGUAUGAUUCUAGACUAAGAACUUGUCCACACCAUUGUUUUUUAUCUCCAUAAUUUUAGAAUCAAGUUUACUCACCAUUUUUCCCCAGCUGCCUCAGUGACUGGGCACUCGGAGGCUUUGGCAUGGGUUCUGGAGGACAGCAAGUCUGUGCUCACUGAGCUACUUCCUGGAGACCUCAGAAACACAAGUGCCUUCUCCACAGUGCCAUUCAGACUUCCGUGAUCUCCAGUGGUCAGAAGACAUUUACCCUUGAUAUCAGAUCGCGUUUAUAUUUUAGUGAAGAAACAAGUCCACAGGUGGGGAAUGUAUGUUUCACUCAAAUUUAUAUGUUUGGAGGAAAAAGCCUUUUUUUGUAAGAUAUUUAAAUUUAUAUAAGAAAAUGUUAGAAAAAGAUAUAGGGAGUGUAUAUAAAACUUGCUUUGUUGCAUGGGGCAGGGAAAGUCCAAGGCCUGUUACUCUUAAAGUAAGAGUAGGGUCCUUAGUCUUCACAUCAACUGUGCUGUAUCUUGUAAAGUAUUUCAUCUGCUGCUUAUUUGUGGAAUGAAACCUCAGACUAGCCCGAUGUGGGAGGGAGGGCAGGGCAGGCAGGUGGGAAGCCUGAAGAUUCUAUUAAACACACCCUUUUGCCGACUACAAUUGGCUACCGACACAUUCAUUUUGUUAGAGAAGCCUUUGAAACAAAUGUCAGCCAUGCACCCUAAUCCCUCAGCUUGCCCCUCUUCUUUUCUGUCAAGGUAAAAUAAUCUCCUUAGGGAGAAAUCAUCCAGAAUAUAGAAUUUAAGAAUUUUAGUUUCAUCUUUAAAGGCAUCCAGUUCAAGAGGAUUUUAUCAAGUAUAGCCAUUUUGCAGUAUUUGUGAUUCUUUUUUGCUCUCAGAAUCAAGGUGGUUUUAUGGAAGUGAUUAUUGUAUCUUCAGUGUGUUUAUACAGAAAAAUAGGGGGAAAGUCUAAUGAAUCAAGGCCACGUAAGAUAAAAUUAGACUUGGAACUAGAUAAUAAAGAUAAAUAUGAAUAAAAUCUCUAAUAAUUA
This is a messenger RNA of Sus scrofa (pig), 6553 nucleotides long. NCBI's taxonomy places the organism in Eukaryota, Metazoa, Chordata, Mammalia, Artiodactyla, Suidae. The record is from RefSeq and is a predicted model, not a curated record.